AUGCGGUCCCCCGCCCCAGACGUCUCAGAUGCGGCACGCGAAGCCUGGACCAACUUCGCAGAGAAUCGAGCAGAGGAGCUAAGGUGGGAGUUGCGCUGCCGCGAGCGUCUUGCGGCGGACUUGCUGGUUGUUGAGGCUGAUAUUCUUCGGGGCCGAUCGCCAACCAUCCCUUUGGGACUUCUGGGUCUGACGGUCAUGGAGGACGGCAAGAGAUACAUGCUGCCUCAACCCGACGGAGACAGUUUGAGGUUCUCUGUCCAAGAGGACGAGGACCUGCAAGCCAUGGUUGCGUCGUGCCGGGAAAGUUGGGCAGCCGAGGCGGUAGAACCAGAGACGAGGCAGAAACUGGCACUUUAUUUCGCCUGCGCCGAUGCCUGGCAUGCCCGCAUGGUGCAGGCUGCGGAAGCUGUGGAGAUUCAGAGACUGGGCUGGGGACGCGAGACAGGUGAUGAUGAUGACAGCCUGGCACUGGCAGUCGAAGAGAUGAUUGCAAAGACGCCAGAGCUUCAAGACCAGGCAUCGAUGGAAGCGGAGUAUCUCCUGAAUGAGCUUGACGAGAACGAGUUGGCGAACCUUGAGAGCCUAGGGCACUGGUAUCUCACAUGCUUGAGAUUCUUCUCUUUCAAGGAGGUGAUCCCCCAGCAUUCGCACCUCGAGGUGGACUUUGGCGCGAUUGAGCCGACCUGCUUGGCACAUGCGCCCAGGGGCUGCAACGCUGCAGUGGACUUGCCGGACUUCGACAUUGUUCUAAAUCAUGGUGACUUGCCAUUGCUGAGGAAAGAGCAUGAGAAACCCCCUUUCUAUGGGCCCAUGGACAAAGAGGCCAGGACCCCUGCUCCUCUCUUCAGCAUCUGUGCGUCAGAAGAUUUCUGGGAUAUCCUUUUCCCCAAUGUAUGUCGACCAGCGCUGGUUAACAUGUCAAGCAUGUCUGCAAUACCUUGGGAAGCAAAGACGCCUGCAGCAUUCUGGCGAGGAACAGACCGCGGUGCCGUGAAUUGGGCUGUGGAGCUGCAAGACAUGUAUCGUGGCUCUCCCAGGAAGCGCUUCCUGGAUACAUGGUCGGAGAAUCCAAACUUUGACUUGGCCUUUUUGGAAGAUGACCUGUUGAAUGCGACUGUGGUCAACACUGACCCGAGCUUCGUCCCUCUUGACAAGUGGCCGCGCUGGCGAUACUUGUUGGACCUUCCAGGAAACGGCUAUUCCGGCUCGCUCAAGCAGAAGCUAACGACGACUUCUGCGGUGCUAAUGAUGCAGAACGUGAAUGUUGUGGGAUCUCAGCCAGUGUACGAGCACUACCACGGUGGCUUACAGGAUGGAGUUCAUGUCCUGGUCGUCUCCAUGAACGAUGCUGGACAGAAGGUGGCAUGGGCGCAGCAGCAUGACGACCAAAUGAAGGAGAUGGUUGCAAACGCAAACAGGUACAUGGAAGAUGUGCAGAAACUGACCCAGUGCUACCUCUGGUUCCUGAUCAAGCGAUUCGCAUCGCUCCUCAGGUACAAGCCACAGCAGGAGCAAACCAGUGCCUUCAGCAGCCGGGCGUCUGUGCGCACCAUGAAGGUUCAUCGCCGGCCCCUAAGGAGGGAGGCGGCGGCCUUCAAGAAGACUUGCGAAGAGCUUCUGGCAGACAGCGAGGAGUAA
Messenger RNA from Symbiodinium necroappetens, 1638 nucleotides. Lineage: Eukaryota; Dinophyceae; Suessiales; Symbiodiniaceae. The record is from the annotation of a GenBank genome assembly.